Messenger RNA from Entamoeba dispar SAW760, 825 nucleotides. RefSeq lists its product as uncharacterized. The record is from RefSeq and is a predicted model, not a curated record. Bases 1 to 825 code for a protein of 274 amino acids. The transcript has a single exon. Lineage: Eukaryota; Evosea; Mastigamoebida; Endamoebidae.
AUGUUUAAUAAUAUAAUUGGGAUUGAUCUUCCUGAUGAAAUUAUAGAUAAAAAUGAUCUUCAUUUUAAAUUAUUGAAUGAAUUUUCAAAGAAAAUCUUAAAAUCACAAUAUAAUUUAUUAAAUAAUAAAGUAUUAUGUGAUGAGAUUCAAUAUUGUAUUAGUUGUCAAAUAAGAAGUGUUAAUCCUAAAGUAGCAUGGUAUUGUUAUCAUUUGAUGAAAGAAAGAAAAAAUAUGUCAUUAAAAUAUCUUAUUAAUUAUGAUGACCUUCCAUCAUUUGUUUUUAAAUCAAAACAAACUAUAAUAAAUUGGACUGAUAAAUCUAUUUCUAAUAUUGAAUUACCAAAGAGUUAUAGUUUGAUAGGAAAUGUAGUUGUAAAUAAAAUGAAACAUAAUACAAAUGUACAUCAAAUGAAUAAAGUUGAAUUUAGGAAAAGAAAAUCAAAAGAAGUAUUUUUUAAUGAAAUUGCACCAUUUCAAAUGAAGAAGUAUGUAAUUAGUGAAAGAAGUAAAAAUGAUGAAGAUAAAAUAAUUAAUGAUGAUAAUGAAAUUAUUGAAGAAGAUAAUGUUGAAGAAAGAAUGUCAUCAAUUCAUUCACAUAAUUCUAUCAUUAAAAUAUCUCAAAAUGAAACAUAUAUUAAUGAAAUACAUGAAUAUGAUAGUAUAUUAACAGAAGAUGAAUUUGAAAAGAUAAUGAAAACAUUUAAUGUUCCACAAAAAUGUAUGUUAUGUGGAAUAUCAAAGAAUAAUAAUAUAUAUCAAUUACAAUAUAAUAUUAAAGAAAUAGAAACAAUUAUAUUCCCAUUUUCAUCAAAAAAUAAAUAUUGA